This is a messenger RNA of Penicillium cataractarum, 2388 nucleotides long. RefSeq lists its product as uncharacterized. Bases 1 to 2388 code for a protein of 795 amino acids. Gene Ontology annotation, molecular function: alpha-L-fucosidase activity. The transcript has 5 exons. Gene Ontology annotation, biological process: glycoside catabolic process; fucose metabolic process. NCBI's taxonomy places the organism in Eukaryota, Fungi, Ascomycota, Eurotiomycetes, Eurotiales, Aspergillaceae. Gene Ontology annotation, cellular component: lysosome. The record is from RefSeq and is a predicted model, not a curated record.
AUGGUGAGGGUUAAGCAUACAAUUGCUGCUUUUGCAGCUUACUUGGUCCCAGCUACUGCAGUCAUUUUCAAGCCUCAGAAUGAAUAUAAAGCUCUUUCUGCAGAGAACGCAUCCUUUGCCAUUAAUUUGCAACCAUGGUUCAAUAAUCGUGCUUUUGGGUUGAAUCCAAAUGAUUCAAGCUUCGAUGGCAGUGGAAAUUCAUACCCAGCAGCGCAAAUCCCACCCGAGGAGUUUACAUACGGUGGAUUCAACUAUCAUUUCUCGGCAUACAAUGCCACCGGAUUUGAUAAUAUCCUUGUCAAAGGGCAGACCAUUGAAGUGCCUCGAGCAAAGUAUUUUAGCUAUCAGAUGCUUGCAGCUUCCGAGUCUGGAAUGGCUUCUGGUUCAGUGACUGCCAAAUACGCCGAUGGCAGCUCCACAAGUGGGCCACUUUUAGUUCCAGCUUGGUGGAGUUGGCCGUAUCCUGCUGGAGGUGACCUAGUAUUCUCUUGCUACCUGACCGAGAACGAAACGAAUUACAAUAGAUCAAACAUCUUCCAGACUAUCAACUGGCUGGAUUCUUCUAAAGACCUCGUUUCCCUGACAUUCCCGAGCAGCUCAGAUGGGUCAUCAACAUCACCCGGAGGAGCAUCGGUUGACACGAAACUGCAUGUAUUUGCUCUUUCAAUGCUGCCAGUUACAAAGGUCAACCCAGGGACCAUAAAACUGGAGGUACAGUAUGCGCGCUCCACACAAAAAUGGAUGGAAGGAACCGACAAAAUUCAAAUCAUUGAGGCUGUAAUCAACAACGUUGGCUCUGAUUUCGUUCUUCGCAAGAACAGUGUUCAAGUGCACGUUGAGUCUCCAGGCCUGGAAACCGUGACAGAAGGCAUCAUCAAACGGCUCGGGCCGGGAGAUCAGGCCAUUGUGGAAAUCGGUGUUCGAAACCGCAAAGGAGCGAAACCAGGAGAUGUCGGCCCAGCGACAGUGGUAAUCAAAGGCCAGCAUGUAUCGUCUUCGAAAUAUACGUUCACUGCAACGUAUGGAAUCAGCCAAUAUGAAGCCACCUAUGAGUCCGUCUACAAUCAUGAAGCGCCGAAUUGGUAUAACAAUGCCAAGUAUGGUAUCUUUAUCCACUGGGGAGUAUACUCGGUACCUGGAUGGGGAAAUGUUGGUUCCAAAGAGGACUACGCUGAAUGGUACUGGUGGUGGUUAAACGAAGGUCCAAGCAAUCCAACGGAUGUGUAUGACUACCAUCUCGAGAAAUAUGGCAAGGAUGUUGUUUAUGAUGACUUUAUCCAAAAUUUCACUGCCAGUGCAUGGGAUCCAAAGGAGUGGGUAGACUUGUUCGCCGAUGCUGGAGCCAACUACUUUGUUCAGGUCAGCAAGCACCAUGAAGGAUAUGCUUUGUUUGAUCUCCCCGAGAAUGUGACGAAGAGGACUUCGGUCGCUUUGACGCCACAUCGUAAUCUCGUCCAGGAAUUGUUCGAUGCCUCGCAGAAGUAUCAGCCACACCUCCACCGUGCUGUUUACUACUCGUUGCCAGAAUGGUUCCAUCCUGACUACAAGAAAUAUGGAUUCUCAUCUUGGCCCGGAGGAAACGCAACAAACCCGUACACCAAUGAGACUCUACCCUACACAGGCUACGUUCCUCUCAACGACUAUGUUACCGACAAGAUCUUGCCAGAGAUGAACACCCUAGCCGACAUGGGUACGGAGAUUAUGUGGUGUGACAUCGGUGGUCCCAACCGUACAACCGAAUUUGCAAGCGCAUGGUUUAAUCGUGCCGCAGAGCAAAAUCAACAAGUGGUGAUGAAUGCCCGUUGUGGUCUCCCCGGCGAUUUUGAUACCCCGGAGUAUGCCCGUUACAAUGGUGUCCAAGUCCGCAAGUGGGAGAGUAAUCUGGGAAUGGACCCUUACAGCUAUGGCUAUAACCGAGCCACGCCCUUGGCCAGCUACAUGAAUGCCAGUACUAUUGUUACUAGUCUGAUUGAUAUCAUCAGCAAGAACGGCAACUUCCUGCUGGAUGUUGGUCCGACUGCUAACGGAACGAUUGUCGAUAUUGAACAACAGCAUCUUCGCCAAGCAGGCACUUGGAUCAAGAGUCAUGCAGAAGCUAUUUUCAAUACGACCUACUGGUUUGUGACGCCCGAAGAGGGGGAUAAUAUUCGUUUCACCGUCUCGCAGGAUGCUUUCUACAUCCAUUCCCUCGCGGAACCCAACAGUACUCUGACUUUAUCAAGUCCCAUUCCAUGGGUCAAUGGCGAUCAAGUGACGGUAGUGGGAGGGAAGAUGGAUGGUACUGUUGUGCCAGUCCGGAAAUUGAGCAAUGGCUCCAUCGCUUUAUCCAUGAGCAAAGAAGUCUCGGCUGGAGAUCAAUUCGCCUGGGUGUUCAAGAUUCCUUAUUAA